AUGCCAGAAGACAUCGUCUACGCGAUCCAUGAUUUCGUGGCCGAGAAUGAAGACGAGAUCACCUUCCAUAUUGGUGACACUAUCACAGUACUAGAGAAGGAUGACAAGUACAUGGAUGGCUGGUGGCAGGGUCGUAAUCCUCAAGGGCGUGUCGGCCUUUUCCCAAUGAAUUACACAUCCACCAUGAAGCCUUCUUCAAGUUCGACAACGGAUUCUUCUCCACCAACAAGUAAUUCAAGUCGACCUACGUCUAGCAGCAAUGUUACGCCUGAUGAAUGUCAUGAAGACACCAAACUCAAUGUUGCUUCCGAUGCGUUACCACCACCUCCACCACCACCAGCACCGACAACAUCGACAUCAUUUCAUCCUCCUCGACCCAAACCAAGUGAAUCGACACCUACUACCAAACCUGAAGUGUGGUCAGUGGACCAAGUAGCUGAUUGGCUUAGAUCUGUUGGUCUCGACAACGUUGCUGGACAAUUUGUUGAACAAGAGAUCUCGGGUGAUAUCCUCAUGGAGCUCAAUGGUGAUGCUUUGAAAGAACUUGGAAUCACUGCAUAUGGACGACGCUAUAAAAUCAUGCAUGCCAUUGACGCAUUAAAAGCCAAUCAUCAGCAUCAUCAGCCUCCUACUAUGACACCUGCAACAACGGCGCCGGUAUCGCCAACAGCAGCAACAGCAGCGGAAGGCACCGAUGGCAUGUAUCAAUUCCCACGCAAAGCACCCAUGCCACCACAUGAUUCGUUUUUGACAGUCUCGCCAACGUCAAGUUCAUCCAUGAGCCGAUCCAACACUUUUCGAACGGUUUCCUCCAAAGUAUCGAGUUCUUCUUCUUCCAAUGGCGGUAACGUCACCAGCACCACAACCAGCAUCGACAAAGCGAGUCAACCCAAAUCGAGCUUUGAGAAUAACAUCAUCCUAUCCGAUCCAUUCGCACCUGCAGCUGGUAUGCAGGAAACGACGACGACUCCUAUUCAUCCAAUGGAUUAUGGUAUUGGAAGGAAAUUAUCGGUUGCACAGUCUGUACGUCCGGCUGAGCCGAGUGCAUUGUCACGUGCAUCCGCCGAUGCAUUCAAGGCACCUGAUUAUGAAGGCUGGCUCCACAAGCAAGGUGACAAGUACAAGACUUGGAACAAGCGAUGGUUUGUUUUAAAAGGGCCCAAUCUCUUUUACUUUAAGAGUCCAAAGGAUACUCGUAUGCGGGGUAUUAUUCAUUUACGUGGGUACAAGAUUGUCCCUGAUGAAUCGAUUCAUGCCGGCAAAUACAGCUUCAAGGCACAGCAUGAGCGUGAGCGCACAUUUUACUUUUAUACCGAUACCAAGGAAUCGCUUCGAAUGUGGAUUAAACUUCUCAUGAAGGCUACCAUCAUCCGUGAUUUUGCAUCUCCUGUCAUGUCCUCCAAUCAUGUGGCCACGGUACCUUUGGAUGUGGCUCGUCAACUUCGACCACGACCGCCUUCCAUGUUACUGAGCAAAGCACAGCAACAACAGCAACAACAACAACAUUAUCAUCAUGAACAGCGAUCCCAUCAUCCAUUGUCGUUACCACCCUCUGCACCCUUACCAGCAACCCCCUCCAUGAUCAUGGAAUCUCAUCAUCACUAUCCUUCCAAUGAACUGCCCAUGGUGAUGGAAACCGUAUUGAGUGAUGACGAUGAAGAUUUGAUUGAUCCCCUUCAACAUCGCAUGAGCCAUCGUCAAGGCAAAUGGGAAUCGGCAGAUGACUAUAUUCACUGGGUCAACGAGCAUAUUGUUCCACCCAUUCAUGAUUUAUCAGAUGCUUUCCGAAAUGGAGAGGCGUUGAUUCUAUUACUGGAAGCACUUGGACGCAAGACAGUACGAAGGCCGCAAGUACAACCAGGAACAUCAGCCAACAUGAUUGCCUUGGAUAAUAUCGUAGCCGCUUUCAAGUUUAUGGGCCGAGAAGGUGUCGUUGUGGAUGGCAAAUACACCAUCAAAGAUGUGUUUGCAGGCGAUGAAGAUAAAAUCAUGGAUAUGCUCGAUGCCAUCAUUGACUGGUCAGAAAAGAAUGGAUUCAAAUCCACAGCUGUUGCAUAG
Messenger RNA from Lichtheimia ornata, 2058 nucleotides. RefSeq lists its product as uncharacterized. The transcript has 8 exons. Lineage: Eukaryota; Fungi; Mucoromycota; Mucoromycetes; Mucorales; Lichtheimiaceae. The coding region runs from base 1 to 2058 and encodes 685 amino acids. The record is from RefSeq and is a predicted model, not a curated record. Gene Ontology annotation, molecular function: protein binding.